This is a messenger RNA of Sclerotinia trifoliorum, 1638 nucleotides long. Lineage: Eukaryota; Fungi; Ascomycota; Leotiomycetes; Helotiales; Sclerotiniaceae. The record is from the annotation of a GenBank genome assembly.
UGACUACUACUACUAAAUGAAUCUAAGUAUCUCCGUUUUUCGCCCGCUUUCUUAAACCCUACUUCAUUCGUACGCCCAUCUUCACAUUCAUUUUCGUCCAACUUUUCGAAUUGACUUCGGAAGUCUUUUGACCGAGUCAGACGAAUCAGAUUAUCAGACGAAUCAACCCCAAGUCAAAUUAGUCGCAUCACGUUGAAUCAGAUUGAAUCAAGUUGAAUCAAAUUGAAUCCAGUCGAAUCAAUCCGAGUCAACAGCAACGCCUUUUUCAUCAUGAAGGAAACAGAAGAGUCCUCACUGCCACGUACCAACAGUGUGGACAUUGAACGAUCCGAUAAUGGAACUGAGAAGCCUUUUUCUGCGAGAAUGAAGAAACAUUUUGCACAAGAAGUAAGCACAGAUCAUGCAGAUAUUCUCAUGUUGCUUUGUUGUCUCAUCACUGGAUUCUUGGAUAGCACUCUGUAUAAUGGUAUAGUUUGAAAUUCCCUCAAAACGAGUGUAGUAGCACGCAGUGAGGUUACAGCUAGCUGACAAUUGAAUGAUUAUAGCCUUCAAGACCUUCGUUUCUAUGCAAACUGGUAAGUCAUCCAUCACGAGAUCAAAUUCUUACUUUCUUACCCCAUCACACCACUCUUACCUUCACUUGUCCAUUCUUUUCCGCCGGCAGUUCAAUUCAACAUUCAACAACAUUCAACAACAUUCAACAAAAUUCACGACGAUUCACCAUUUGUUAGUUCAGAAGUCUAAUCAUUUUGUAUAGGUAACACAAUCUUCUUAGCUCUUGGCGCAUCAGGACAAAACAACCGACCUUUUGGUUGGGCACGAUCACUCAUCUCCAUCGGUUUCUUCUGCUUUGGUUCCUUCGUCUUCUCGCGAUUCCACCGCUUCCUUAACCCGCUUCAACGAAGUACGCUCGUCGCUUCGUAUCUCCUCCAGAGUUGUUGUAUCUUGCUGGCAGCCAGUUUAGUUCAAGGCGGUGUGAUUGAAGGCGCGGUACCAGCGGGACUAAUUAAUUAUUGGAAUCAAAUUGCUGCAAUUGCUUUGUUGAGUUUCCGUACGUCAAAUUUAUCUUGCUCUUUUCCUUCGUCGCGAUUUUCGUGCUCUUGCAACUUUCUAUCAAUUGUUGCAUUUCCUAGAAUCUCAAGAACCCUUUUCCAUAAAAUCCAUCCACCUCGACCCCACUUUUAACACUUUCACAGAAGCAGCAGGCCAAAUCGUCUCAUCCCGCCUUUUGGGCGUGGGAGAAGUUCCUACCAUCGUCAUCACCUCACUUCUUUGCGAUCUCUUAUCCGACCCGGCUCUCUUUGCUCGCCCGUCAGCAAACGUAAAGAGAAAUCGACGAGCAAUUGCUUUUACCUUGACACUCCUAGGCGCGAUUGUUGGUGGUUGGGUGAGCAAGAUUACUAAGAGCGUCAGCCCUAUGCUCUGGGUAGCCGGUGGUUGUAAAAUCCUAAUGACGCUGACUUGGGGAUGCUGGAAGCAAAAGGUAUAAAAGAUUGAAGUUUUGAAGGUUGCAUUUGGGAUAUAGAGGUUUAGAACUGUACAUACUGAUGAAAGAUAUGGGUAAUAUGAUUAGAUGGGUAAUUAUGAAUAGAAUAGAACUAAUAUAUAGAGGUAUAGAUGAAUAUAGACUGUCAGAUC